CCCAUCAGACGGGCGCUGAUUCGCAAUUUUUUCAAAAUUUCAGUCUGUUUCAAAAUUUUCGUAACGUAAUAGUUUUUUUACAGUUUUUUUAUAUACAUUUUUUCGCCAAGAUUGACAAAAUUAACAGUAUCCAUCAUGCAGAGGGAGUGCAUCUCAGUGCACGUUGGGCAGGCGGGCGUGCAGAUGGGUGUGGCGUGCUGGCAGCUCUACUGCCUGGAGCACGGCAUCCGUCCUGACGGUACCUUGCCGGCCUGUGAGCAGGACCCCAACGCGGCUGACUCUUGUUUUAAUACCUUCUUCUCUGAAGCUGAUCGAGGAAAAAUGGUGCCAAGGGUAGUUAUGGUGGAUUUAGAGGCUACUGUUAUAGACGAGGUUCGUUCAGGUGAAUAUCGACAACUAUACCACCCAGAACAGCUGAUCACAGGCAAGGAGGACGCGGCCAAUAACUACGCGCGUGGUCACUACUCCACCGGCCGUGAGGUGCUGGGGCCUGUCAUGGAGAGAGUCAGGAAGUUGGCAGACCAGUGUACUGGUUUGCAGGGUUUCUUCGUAUUUCACUCUUUUGGCGGUGGGACAGGCUCCGGCUUUACAUCACUGCUCAUGGAGAAACUCUCAGAAGAAUUUGGCAAGAAGAGUAAACUUGAGUUUGCUAUUUAUCCCGCACCGCAAGUGUCGACAGCGGUAGUGGAGCCUUACAACGCAGUGCUGACGACACACGCCACCAUUGGUCACUCGGACUGCGCGUUCAUGGUGGACAAUGAGGCCAUAUACGACAUUUGUAGGCGGCGGUUGUCCAUUGAGAGGCCGUCUUAUGCCAAUCUCAACAGACUUAUUUCACAAGUGGUGUCGUCAAUCACAGCAUCGCUGCGAUUUGAUGGAGCGCUGAACGUGGACCUGACUGAGUUCCAGACAAACUUGGUUCCCUACCCGCGUAUUCACUUCCCACUCGCUGCUUACGCGCCCGUGGUCUCGGCUGAUAAGGCAUACCACGAAGGCAUGUCAGUGUCAGAGAUCACAGCAGAGCUGUUCGAGCCACAGAACCAGAUGGUGAAGUGUGACCCUCGCGACGGCAAGUACAUGGCGUGCUGUCUCCUGUACCGCGGCGAUGUGGUGCCCAAAGACGUGAACGCUGCUAUCGCAGCCAUGAAGGGCCGGGCUGGGAUCCGGUUCGUGGACUGGUGUCCUACUGGGUUUAAAGUGGGCAUUAACUACCAGCCGCCGUCGGUGGUGGCGGGCGGGGAUCUGGCGCAGGUAAAGCGUGCCGCCUCCAUGCUCAGCAACACCACCGCCAUCGCCGAAGCGUGGGGUAAACUCGACCACAAGUUCGACCUCAUGUACUCUAAGCGAGCGUUUGUGCACUGGUACGUGGGCGAAGGCAUGGAAGAGGGUGAAUUCUCAGAAGCACGAGAAGACCUGGCAGCACUUGAGCGUGACUACGAUGAAGUUGCCAUCGAGACGUCUGACAUGCAGCCUGGAUUCGACGACGAGCUAUGACGAACCCCGCCGGCUCGUGGCGGGCCGCGCCCCCUCCCGCCGCACCCCUCCGCGCUCGCCGCAGACCGCCCGCCGCCGAUACAGCUGCGACGCGACUGCGCCGACACGUACUCAGCGCUCGCCGCGCACAUGGACUGCGCGCGCGGCGCCUCCACUGCCUAGACAAGUGACUCGGUGCAUGUGCUGUGGUCGGUCUGUGCGUGUCUAAACAUGGCGGCCGCGCAGCGUCGCCGCCGAAGCGGACGCCACAAAACCGCGGCCGCACGUUUAUUGAUAUUGAUUAUUGCAGAACUGGGAAAAUUAUUAUAAAGGUUCGAAAAUGUCCGCGGAGGUCGGAUGAUGCUCGAGUUGCUUGUACCCUACCGUUGACGCACCGAUGGCUGCAUGGCGUGACAGAGCUGCGCUCCCUCGCCUCACAACCGUCUCCUGUGUUCUCCGUCGAGCAGUCUUGCGACGUCUUUUUUAAGUUUUUUUUCAUUGGUAUAUUUCUUUAAAUUUUUUAGCAAAUACUCGACGGAGAAUUAUUUUAUAUUUUUAUUUUACCUUUAUUGAUAGAAAUUAUUUUACACGUGUUUUGUGGCGAAUCGCGUAAGUGUGCGGUGUGAAUGCGGCGCUAUUGUUGUAAGUGUAAAUGUUUAGUAUUUGUGUACGUCCGUGUUUGUUGAAAAGAUCAAAAAGUUUUUUUACAAUGUACCGUCUGAUGUUAUUGU
Spodoptera litura is the source of this 2204-nucleotide messenger RNA. It is a transcript of the gene Tua3, whose product is annotated as alpha-tubulin. Gene Ontology annotation, biological process: microtubule-based process. Gene Ontology annotation, cellular component: microtubule. NCBI's taxonomy places the organism in Eukaryota, Metazoa, Arthropoda, Insecta, Lepidoptera, Noctuidae. Gene Ontology annotation, molecular function: structural constituent of cytoskeleton; GTP binding. The record is from RefSeq and is a predicted model, not a curated record.